ACGCAGGCGCACUUGGAACCACCGGCGCCAGUUUCCCGAGACCGGCAGGUCACUUGUUUGUGUGCCGCCCCUCCUCUCCCCGCCCGCUGUCCCGGUCUUGCCGAGCAGUACUCGGGACGCUGCCAGUGUGUGCGUGGUGCAGGCUAGACUCAUGGCUUCGCCGCUGAGGUUCGACGGGCGUGUGGUCUUGGUCACCGGCGCCGGGGGAGGAUUGGGCCGAGCUUACGCCCUGGCGUUUGCAGAAAGAGGAGCAUUAGUCAUUGUGAACGACUUAGGAGGGGACUUCAAGGGAAUUGGUAAAGGCUCCUCUGCUGCAGACAAGGUUGUGGCAGAGAUAAGAAGGAAAGGCGGAAAAGCAGUGGCCAAUUACGAUUCAGUUGAAGCAGGCGAGAAGCUUGUGAAGACGGCACUGGACACAUUUGGCAGAAUAGACGUUGUGGUCAACAAUGCUGGAAUCCUGAGGGACCGUUCCUUCUCCAGGAUAAGUGAUGAAGACUGGGAUAUAAUUCAUAGAGUUCAUUUGCGGGGCUCCUUCCAAGUGACCCGGGCAGCAUGGGACCAUAUGAAGAAACAGAAUUAUGGAAGAAUCCUUAUGACUUCCUCAGCUUCUGGAAUAUAUGGCAACUUUGGCCAGGCGAAUUAUAGUGCUGCAAAGCUGGGCAUUCUGGGUCUCUGCAAUACUCUCGCCAUUGAAGGCAGGAAGAACAACAUUCAUUGCAACACCAUUGCCCCCAACGCUGGGUCACGGAUGACGGAGACUGUGUUGCCGGAAGAUCUUGUUGAAGCCCUGAAGCCAGAGUAUGUGGCCCCUCUGGUGCUUUGGCUUUGCCAUGAGAGCUGUGAGGAAAAUGGUGGCCUAUUUGAGGUUGGAGCAGGAUGGAUUGGAAAAUUGCGCUGGGAGAGGACCCUGGGCGCCAUCGUCAGAAAGCGGAAUCAGCCCAUGACUCCCGAGGCAGUGAGGGACAACUGGGAGAAGAUCUGUGACUUCAGCAAUGCCAGCAAGCCGCAGACCAUUCAAGAAUCAACAGGUGGUAUAGUCGAAGUUUUACAUAAGGUAGAUUCAGAAGGAAUCUCACCAAACCGUACCAGUCACGCGGCACCUGCAGCCACGUCAGGAUUCGUUGGUGCUGUUGGCCAUAAACUUCCUUCAUUUUCUUCUUCGUAUACGGAGCUGCAGAGUAUUAUGUAUGCCCUCGGAGUGGGAGCGUCAGUCAAAAAUCCAAAGGAUUUGAAGUUUGUUUAUGAAGGCAGUGCUGACUUCUCCUGUUUGCCCACCUUCGGAGUCAUUGUCGCUCAGAAGUCCAUGAUGAAUGGAGGGCUGGCAGAGGUUCCUGGGCUGUCAUUCAACUUUGCAAAGGCUCUUCACGGGGAGCAGUACUUGGAGCUGUAUAAGCCACUUCCUCGAUCAGGAGAAUUAAAAUGUGAAGCAGUUAUUGCUGACAUCCUGGAUAAAGGCUCUGGCGUAGUGAUUGUUAUGGACGUCUAUUCUUAUUCUGGGAAGGAACUUAUAUGCUAUAAUCAGUUCUCUGUCUUUGUUGUUGGCUCUGGGGGCUUUGGUGGAAAACGGACAUCAGAAAAACUCAAAGCAGCUGUAGCUGUACCAAAUCGACCUCCAGAUGCUGUACUGAGAGAUGCCACCUCACUGAAUCAGGCCGCGCUGUACCGCCUCAGCGGAGACUGGAAUCCUCUACACAUUGACCCGGACUUUGCGAGCGUUGCCGGUUUUGAGAAGCCCAUAUUACAUGGACUAUGUACCUUUGGAUUUUCUGCAAGGCAUGUUUUACAGCAGUUUGCAGAUAAUGAUGUAUCAAGAUUCAAGGCGAUUAAGGUUCGUUUUGCCAAACCAGUGUAUCCAGGACAGACUCUACAAACUGAGAUGUGGAAGGAAGGAAACAGAAUUCAUUUUCAAACCAAGGUCCACGAGACUGGAGAUGUUGUCAUUUCAAAUGCGUACGUGGAUCUCGUGCCUGCAUCUGGAGUUUCAACCCAGACACCUUCAGAGGGUGGAGAGCUCCAGAGUGCUCUUGUGUUUGGGGAGAUAGGCCGCCGCCUCAAGAGUGUUGGCCGUGAGGUGGUAAAGAAAGCGAAUGCUGUGUUUGAAUGGCAUAUCACGAAAGGUGGGACUGUUGCAGCCAAGUGGACCAUUGACCUGAAGAGCGGCUCAGGGGAGGUGUACCAAGGCCCCGCAAAGGGCUCUGCUGAUGUGACCAUCAUCAUUUCCGAUGAGGAUUUUAUGGAAGUGGUCUUCGGCAAGCUUGACCCACAGAAGGCCUUCUUCAGUGGCAGGCUGAAGGCCAGAGGGAACAUCAUGCUGAGCCAGAAACUACAGAUGAUUCUUAAAGACUAUGCCAAGCUCUGAAGGGACCCACUGUGUGCUGUUAAAGGAGUCAAUAAUUAAAUACUGUCUACCCAGCUGAGCCGCAGCCUUCUGCGAUCCACAGGAGUGUGCAGCAGAAAUCGCUUCACAUUUCCAGAUUCAGAUAACUUGCAUAUUUUCAUUUUCUACUAAUUUUUCACAUAUUUUUACAAGGAACUGUAAUCUAGGUAGCAAAAUAAUCAUUCUGUUCAUAGAUCUGUAUCUUAAUAAAAAAAAUCAACCAAGUCUGGUUUCUUUAGACUUUGUAAAAGCAUUAGUAUGUGAAAGGAAAACGGAAUGAAUAAAAGCCACUUUACCGCUUGUCUCCC
Molecule: messenger RNA, 2685 nt
Organism: Mus musculus (house mouse)
Lineage: Eukaryota; Metazoa; Chordata; Mammalia; Rodentia; Muridae
Gene: Hsd17b4
Product: hydroxysteroid (17-beta) dehydrogenase 4
Exons: 24
Coding region: 152-2359 (735 amino acids)
Biological process (GO): androgen metabolic process; very long-chain fatty-acyl-CoA metabolic process; fatty acid beta-oxidation
Cellular component (GO): peroxisome
Molecular function (GO): oxidoreductase activity, acting on the CH-OH group of donors, NAD or NADP as acceptor; (3R)-3-hydroxyacyl-CoA dehydrogenase (NAD+) activity; (2E)-enoyl-CoA hydratase activity
Source: RefSeq, marked validated